Messenger RNA from Cladophialophora immunda, 1938 nucleotides. RefSeq lists its product as uncharacterized. The transcript has 8 exons. Gene Ontology annotation, molecular function: L-iditol 2-dehydrogenase (NAD+) activity; zinc ion binding. Gene Ontology annotation, biological process: D-sorbitol catabolic process. NCBI's taxonomy places the organism in Eukaryota, Fungi, Ascomycota, Eurotiomycetes, Chaetothyriales, Herpotrichiellaceae. The record is from RefSeq and is a predicted model, not a curated record. The coding region runs from base 1 to 1938 and encodes 645 amino acids.
AUGACUCUCACCCUUACAGAAGAAUAUCAUAACACGGCCGUGGUGCUGUCUGCUAUAGACGAUCUCUCCAUCAAGCUAUGGCCGUUGAAUGUUCCAACUUCUCAAGGUCAGCCUUUGCUUCCUGAUGGUCACGUCUUGGUCAGAGUCAAGGCUACAGGAAUCUGUGGUUCUGAUAUUCACUAUUGGAAACACGGUCAAGGGGGCGGGCCACACAAAGUCACGAAGCCCUUUGUAGUCGGUCAUGAAUGUGCUGGAGAAAUUGCGCUGGUCGCUUCCGACGUCUUGGACUGGAAGAAGGGUGAUAGGGUGGCGAUCAAACCGGCCGCCCCCUGUCUACAAUGCUCCGACUGUACGAGGGGCAAUUCCAACCUGUGUCCCAAGAUGAUACAUUUCGGUUCUCCCCCCUUCGACGGCUCGGCAAUGAAAUUCAAAGUGGUGCCUCGUAUACAGCUGGCGAGACUCGCCCCAGACGUGACUUGGGUGGAAGCCGGAGUCAUCCAACCGCUGGCCAUUGCGGUCCAGGCCACACGCCAAACUGGCAACUUUGCCCAAAAGGCAGUCAUCAUCUUUGGUGGUGGGUUCAUCGGGUCUCUGCUUGCUUUCAUCGCAAAGGCAUACGGCGCAAUAAAAGUUGUGAUUGUUGAGAAAGAGGAACACCGAGCACAAUUUCUCCGGGAUCAUGUCACGAAACAUGUGUUCGUUGACCCUCCACGGGAUCAGUCUGAGGAGGUCGAUGUCUAUGCUGAGCGUCUAGCGAGGCUGAUUCUGGAGAAACACCCCGACCUAGACAGAGGAUUCGAUAUUGUCAUUGAUGCAUCAGGCUCUGAAGAGUGCAUGAAUAUGGGUAUCCGGGUUGCCAGGCCUGGCGCUACCUAUGUCCAGCUGGGUAUACGUAGUGCCAGAGAUUCGCCCCGCAUACCAAUGAUGAUCGUACUAUCGAGACAACUGACUCUUCGAGGUGUGUAUUACCACUCUUUCCCUUACCCUUCCUUUUCCUAUCCAGAGGCGCUUUUGAGAGAAACAUCUCACCAAUUUCAAUGGCCAGGGAGCUCGCGAUACACUGCCGGUUGUUUCGAAGAUGCGGUGAGCCUGAUAGCACGGGGUCUGAUCCCUCUAAAGGAUCUGAUUACCCAUGUCUAUCACAUCGAAGAUAGCGUCGAAGCAUUUGAAACAGUACACCAGCUCCAGGACAAACAGGGAAACAAAUGCCGGAAGGUUGUCAUUCUCCAUGACCUGAACCUGAGUCUCAUGGUAUUCGGCUGCGACAAUGGCCUCAGCGUGGGUACCCUCUGGAAAGAGAGGCUUGCAGCUCUUUGUGCAGUGUCGAAGACGGAGCCAUACUCCUAUUCCUACUACUGGGGCCAAGAUCUCGAUGGCGAGCCUGACACGCUAUGGGGUCUAGAGGGUUACUACCAUCCAAUCGGAUUCUUCUUGGGUCAUGUGUCUACCGACAUCUUCAAAGAGGAGAUGCGCAAAGUGGAUGACGACAAGCUCCUGCGUAACGUCCAGGGUCUAAACAGCCCUGAUUAUGAUCUACAUCACUAUGACUUCUUUUCCGGCUUUAUUAAGCGCGACGAUGACAAAGAUCGAGACGCCAUGGACAGCUUUGUUGUUGUCGUGCAUUUGUGGGCGGCUGAGGGCAAGCGCAAGCAACUGUUAGGCAUCCUCGCAGAUGUGGCCGAUCGAGUCAAGGCGUCAGAAAAGACAACAUCGAUAACCGUUCAAAGCUUCGGUGUUCUCAAGGAGGUAAACGACCUCCAUCUGGCGACUGCCUAUAUUAGGACUAGAACCGAGAGCGACUGGUUGGCGUUCCAAGCUUCGGAAAACUAUAGACGGUUGAUGGAAGAUGCUGGGUCCAUAACCGUGCGUCAAGAAGCCCAUAGAUCGAAGGCAUUUAUCGGCCAUAUUGGUCAGGAAGCGCCGGUGGGCGAUCCGUAA